Molecule: messenger RNA, 3627 nt
Organism: Linum tenue
Lineage: Eukaryota; Viridiplantae; Streptophyta; Magnoliopsida; Malpighiales; Linaceae
Source: the annotation of a GenBank genome assembly
AUCUUUAUUUUUAAAUGAUAAAAUACCAUAUAUAUAUGUCUUUCUGGAGUUUCUGGUGGUAACUGGGAAAAUUCUAUUUAUACAAACCCCACUCCCUUCCUUCCCUUCUUUCUUCUUCUUCUUCUUCUUGAAGGGGUUUCUCUUUGUUUGUUAUUAUAUAAAGCCUCUCGUUUUUUUUAUCAUUGCAGUGGAUUUUCUCUUUGCUUUCUCCAGAGGCACGAGGAGGGAGACAGAGCUGAAAAGGAAUUCUAAUGGAUGCUUCGAUCUACGCCUUCUUCAGUCUCCAAUAUAUCUCGUUGGAAAACUGAUUAUAACCCAUCUCCUUGGGAUUGCUUCUUCUGGUGUGGAUUUCGAUGGUGGUGGCAGGCUAGCUGGGACCUUAAAAGCUGUUUUCUUUUGAUGGGUUGAAUGAACUAAAGCAGGGUAGCAAUGGGCAGCUUGAGCGAGGAAGAAUUCCGGUUUUUCGAUGCUGCUGAUGACAUUGCAUCGACAAUCUCUGGUGGCAGUAGUGACAUCUUUGAUUGCCAGCAGAGUUUGGGAGAUAUCAAUUCAGCUGCCUCUAGCCCUCGUUAUGCAUUGUGGGCCGACGCCCCCAAAAGUGUGGAGGAACGACGAAACAUGUUUUUGAAGUGGAUGGAAGUUGAAGGUUCAUGCCCAGAUGGAGAUUUGCCCAGUCCAGGAGGAAGCGGGAUUAAUAGAAUGAUUGAAAGUAGUGGGGCUGUGUUGAGGAACUCUUGUUAUGAAGGCGAGUUUUGUUCGACAAGGUCUUCAAGUUCCAUUCUUCUGGAGGAGUUGGGCUCGGCUCAAGAGUUCGUAGGUAGAGAUGGGAAUUCAGGUGGAGGGCUGGCUUCUAAUGUAGAUGAAAGUCAUGACCUUUAUUCACCAUAUUUAGCAAGAGCUAGGGAAUGUAGUAGUAAAGCUUCUGGCUCAUUGCCUUCUUCACUUCUUCAGCUUCAGCCGAACUGUGAGAGAUCCAAUGAUAGUAGCACAAGCAGCAGCACAGCUUCCAAGACAGAUAAAAAACGGUGGUUGAGCAGGUUGAGGUCAAUGGCAUGUGCUGUGGAUGGAAGAACACAGGCUGAGAGGAUUAGCCAUUCGGUUGAUGAUUCACUUUUGUAUAGGACACGGAGGGUGAAAGUUAGGCAAUCUGGGAAGCAAGUAAAGGAGCUCUCUGCACUCUAUAGUGGGCAAGAUAUCCAGGCUCACAGGGGCUCGAUCUUGGCGAUGAAAUUUAGUCCAGAUGGGCAGUACCUGGCAAGUGCUGGUGAAGAUGGGAUCGUGAGAGUAUGGCAAGUUCUUGAAGAUGAUCGAUCGAAUGAACGUGAUAUUCCAGAAAUAGAUCCUUCAUGCAUCUACUUCACUGUGGAUCAUUUAUCCGAGUUGAAACCCCUCAUUAGUAAUCAAGAGAAGACGGUUAAAAUGAGGAGUUUGAGGAAGACAUCGGAUUCUGCUUGUGUGAUUUUCCCUCCUAAAGUUUUCAGAAUAUUGGAGGACCCAUUGCAUGAGUUUGUUGGUCACAGUGGAGAUAUCUUGGACUUGUCAUGGUCAAAUGAUAGUCAUUUACUGUCGGCUUCAGUUGACAAAACUGUUCGUCUAUGGCAAGUAGGAUGCAAUCGAUGCCUUGGGAUCUACUCACAUAGCAACUACGUUACUUGUGUUCAGUUUAAUCCUGGGGAUGAUAAUUACUUCAUGAGUGGUUCCAUAGAUGGGAAAGUUCGGAUUUGGGCAAUUUCUGGUUGCCAAGUUGUUGACUGGGUCGACAUUAAAGAAAUAGUUACAGCAGCUUGUUAUCGUCCAGAUGGGCAGGGAUUGAUUGUUGGCUCAAUGACAGGCACUUGCCGCUUGUAUAAUAGGACUGACAAUCGCUUGCAAUUGGAUGCACAAGUGUGCUUAAACACCAAAAAGAAGUCACCUGGAAAAAGAAUAACUGCCUUCCAGUAUUCCCCACAAGACUCGGACAAGGUAAUGGUGAGCUGUGCCGAUUCACAAGUCAGGAUACUGAAAGGGCUCAAUGUCAUUGCCAAAUACAAAGGCUUGAGGAACACUGCGAAUCAUGUAUCUGCACGGUUUACUUCAGAUGGAAAGAAUAUAAUAUCAGCUUGUGAGGAUGCCAAUGUUUAUAUGUGGGAUAGUUUUGGCUUGGAAGACUCAUUCUGCCCAAAUGGUAAAAACAUCAAGUCUUGUGAGCGGUUCUCUGCUGAUGCAUCGGUUGCACUGCCUUGGGCUGGUUUCAAGAAGUCUUGGAACUCGGAAAAUGGAGAAUCUCUGCCUUUUUCUUCGCCUGCAAGUUUCAAUCUGGGUCAAGAAUACUACCUCGAGUCCUAUCCCAAAGGUUCAGCAACCUGGCCAGAGGAAAAGCUUCCAAGAUCAAGCCCUUCAUCAGCCACGCCAUUAGCAUCGAUGCAUAAAUCCCAGUACAAGUUUCUGAAAGCUUCAUGCCAGAGCACUGCUGGCUCUCAUGCAUGGGGUCUUGUCAUUGUGACUGCAGGGUGGGAUGGCAGGAUUCGAUCUUACCACAGUUACGGCCUGCCAGUUCCAACCUGAGAUUGUUCUUGGUUUUCCGGAGGAUCAACCUGGUGUUCACUAUCUCCGGCGUGGAUGCAUUAUGCUCGAAUCUCGAUGCUCAGCUGGGCCCAUGUCUGAUGAAUGCUUAGGCAUGACAAGUGGUGGGGUAUGGUUGGCUGCAAACAUAGACCUACUUGGGAAUGGAUUUUUCUCAUUCGUCAACUAAUGGAAAGAUAUGCAGAGGUCAUGUCUUAAGAAGAGGAGAGGCCAGUAUUAGAUACAUUAUUCUUCUUUAUCCAUAUUGGAGGCAGGUCGUGGGUCAGCCACUUCACAACAAGAUGAGGGGUAUCAAAACCUGGUGGCUGGAGUUCGUUUUAGGGGCAGGAAAUGGUGGGGGUUAGGGAGCUUCACACCAUUACAACAUAUAUUGGUGGUUCUGAUAUGAAUGAUUGAAUUGCUCUUGUCUGCCAUUUCUUGCUUUCAGGGUAGGGUAUAUGCUUCACCUGACCGGUGGGGGCAUCAAUUUUGAGACGUCAGCAUCUACUUGACUUCUUAUCGGAAGUUCAUCGAAGGUGGCUGCCAGCAUCUACUCAUAACUCAUAUAUCCAAACCAUCGCUCGAAGUCCAGCUGCAGUCGAACCAGUAUCAAAUUUUUUGGAUGUUGCUUUGAAAGAGUUGAUGAUCUCUGUAUGUGUUUAUUUUCCUCCCUCCUUUUGCAGUUCCUGCUCUUGCUCACAGGAUUUUUGUACAUGUAUCUUUGUAUUCUUAAGCUUAUUCUAAACCCCCUCCCCUUUCAUUCUUCUUGGAUUAGGAUUAGCGAUAUCGAUGUCCAUCCUGUUUUCUGGAGAAAGUAUGAAGAGAUGAAAUUUGCCUUCAUGCCUGAACAUGUAGUUCUGGGCAGCAGAUGUUUUAAAGGUUUGUCCUUUGGUGUAAAUUGUAAAUGAUCUGGAAAGGAGAAGAAAAGAAAAAAAAGAAAAAGAGUUGUGAUCACCAUUUUGGCUAUGUAAACUCUUCUGUGUUGUGGUUCGAUUCUUUAACUUGUAACUAUCCUGGGAAAGUUUCCAGUAUCUGGUUCAUCAAGUUUCCAGCUUUCUAGUUACUGUAUUUUGUAGUUUUGUCAUU